Messenger RNA from Stegastes partitus (bicolor damselfish), 1066 nucleotides. Its product is annotated as anthrax toxin receptor 2-like. The coding region runs from base 149 to 868 and encodes 239 amino acids. Gene Ontology annotation, molecular function: transmembrane signaling receptor activity. The transcript has 8 exons. The record is from RefSeq and is a predicted model, not a curated record. Lineage: Eukaryota; Metazoa; Chordata; Actinopteri; Pomacentridae. Gene Ontology annotation, cellular component: plasma membrane; cell surface.
ACCAACAUCCCGCAUGUUGGUCCAACAUGUGAGCUGCAGAGGGAGGCUGUGAGGAUGAAGGUCUCUCCACAACUGCACUGAUUUCUUAUUUAUUUUUAUUUUUCUUAUUUUUUUUAUAAAACCAAACUCGAUAUGAAACGCAUGGAUUAUGGAUCGGAUGUGGAUAUUCUGCCAGGUCCUACUUGUUGUGCGUGUUUGCGUGAGUUCGUCGGUGCGUGAUGAGGACGACGCGUCCUGCGAUGGAGCGUUUGAUAUUUAUUUUGUUCUGGACAAGUCGGGCAGCGUGUGGGGCCACUGGGACGAGAUCUUUGGGUUUGUGGAGCAGCUCACCAGCAGGUUUGUCAGCCCCAGAAUGAGGGUUUCCUACAUCGUCUUCUCAGCUCGAGCCGUCGUGGUGCUUCCACUGACCGGAGACAGGUCGAAGAUCGACGAGGGUUUGAACGAGCUGAGCCAGAUCACUCCAGCCGGUGAAACGUACAUGCAUGAAGGCCUGAAAGCGGUGUCGGAGCAAAUGAAGACGCAAACUUCACCGACGUCCAGCAUCAUUAUCGUUCUGACUGACGGCAAGCUGGACGUGUACCCGUUUGAGCUGAGUGUGAAGGAGGCUGACCGGGCCAGAGGCUUCGGAGCCAGAGUGUACUGUGUCGGGGUCAUGGACUUCGACCACAAACAGCUCGCUGAAAUAGCAGACGGCACGGAGCAAGUCUUUCCAGUUCUGUCCGGGUUUCAUGCCCUCAAAGAUAUCGUCAACACGGUCCUGAAGCAGUCGUGCUCUGAAGUUUUCACAAUAGAGCCGUCGAGCGUUUGUGUGAAUGGUAAGAUCCAACAUGUCCAUGUGUUGUUUUUAUACGAGCAGUCAAGACCAUGACUCAGGGUCGGAUUAUCGAGUCACGACUGUAUAUUGUAAGGUACAUACAAGGCCUUAGUAGGGAUGGAGUGAUUUUAGGGCAUAAAGGGAAUUCAUGGAAAAAAAUACUUUAUUCAUAUAUAACUUUGACACAACGAUAAAAGUUUUAAAAGGUUUAAAUAAAUGACCUGAGAGGACUUUAAUGUGUCAAAAUAAUUC